This is a messenger RNA of Carassius gibelio (silver crucian carp), 4859 nucleotides long. RefSeq names its product alpha-actinin-3-like. NCBI's taxonomy places the organism in Eukaryota, Metazoa, Chordata, Actinopteri, Cypriniformes, Cyprinidae. The coding region runs from base 211 to 2907 and encodes 898 amino acids. Gene Ontology annotation, cellular component: plasma membrane; cortical actin cytoskeleton; cell junction. Gene Ontology annotation, molecular function: actin filament binding; calcium ion binding. The record is from RefSeq and is a predicted model, not a curated record. The transcript is spliced from 21 exons. Gene Ontology annotation, biological process: actin cytoskeleton organization; muscle cell development.
GUGCAGUCACGUGUGCUACUUUUGACCAGGACAGGAGCACUGGGCAGCAGAAGUUCUGCUCGCACCUCCACACAGGCACCUCGGAAGAGUGGAGUCUGGCCUCUUCCUCCACGGUCAUACACUUACACAGGGACAGGAUUUAGAGUUCAUGAUCUAGAGUGCAAGGCACUUAACUUCUAAUAUUAAGAGUUAGACGGAUAAGUGUAAAAGAUGGCGACUGUUAUUGAGACACAGGUGCAGUAUAACAACACCUAUAUGAUGUCUACUACGGAAAGCUACAUGACUCAGGAGGACGACUGGGACAGGGACCUUCUGCUGGACCCUGCCUGGGAGAAACAGCAGAGAAAGACGUUCACGGCGUGGUGUAACUCUCAUCUGCGUAAAGCAGGAACUCAGAUCGAGAACAUUGAAGAGGAUUUCAGGAAUGGCCUCAAACUCAUGCUGCUGCUCGAGGUCAUCUCAGGUGAGAGACUGCCCAAGCCUGAUAAAGGAAAGAUGCGUUUCCACAAGAUCGCCAACGUCAACAAGGCUCUGGAUUAUAUCUCUAGCAAAGGAGUCAAACUGGUGUCCAUCGGUGCUGAAGAGAUUGUUGAUGGCAAUGUGAAAAUGACUCUGGGAAUGAUCUGGACCAUCAUUCUCCGUUUCGCUAUCCAGGACAUUUCUGUGGAAGAGACGUCUGCUAAAGAGGGUCUGCUGCUGUGGUGUCAGAGGAAGACGGCCCCCUACAGGAACGUCAACGUACAGAACUUCCACAUCAGCUGGAAGGACGGCCUGGCUCUGUGUGCCCUCAUCCACAGACACAGACCAGACCUCAUCGACUACUCUAAACUCAGAAAGGACGACCCUAUUGGAAACCUGAACACUGCGUUUGAGGUGGCAGAGAAGUACCUGGACAUCCCGAAGAUGCUGGACGCUGAAGACAUCGUCAAUACUCCUAAACCUGAUGAGAAAGCCAUCAUGACCUACGUGUCCUGCUUUUACCACGCUUUCGCCGGUGCCGAGCAGGCCGAGACCGCGGCUAACAGGAUCUGUAAGGUUCUGGCUGUGAACCAGGAGAACGAACGGCUGAUGGAGGAGUAUGAGAAACUGGCCAGUGAGUUGUUGGAGUGGAUCCGUCGCACCAUCCCGUGGCUGGAGAACCGCGUGGCGGAGCAGACCAUGCGUGCCAUGCAGCAGAAGCUGGAGGAUUUCCGCGACUACAGGCGUGUCCACAAGCCUCCACGCGUUCAGGAGAAGUGCCAGCUGGAGAUCAACUUCAACACCCUGCAGACCAAACUCCGCCUGAGCAACCGCCCGGCCUUCAUGCCCUCCGAGGGCAAGAUGGUGUCGGAUAUUGCUAACGCAUGGAAAGGUCUAGAGCAGGUAGAGAAGGGUUACGAGGAAUGGCUCCUCACCGAGAUCCGUCGUCUGGAGAGACUCGAUCAUCUGGCGGAGAAGUUCAAGCAGAAAUGUGCCCUUCAUGAGUCCUGGACCACAGGGAAGGAGCACCUGCUGUCUCAGAAGGACUAUGAGACGGCCUCUCUGAUGGAGAUCAGGGCUCUGAUGAGGAAGCACGAGGCGUUUGAGAGUGACCUGGCCGCACACCAGGACCGCGUGGAGCAGAUCGCAGCCAUCGCUCAAGAGCUGAAGCAAUUGGACUAUCAUGAUGCUGCUUCGGUGAACACCCGCUGUCAGGGCAUCUGUGACCAGUGGGACAACCUGGGAACCCUGACCCAGAAGAGAAGAGACGCUCUAGAGCGUGUAGAAAAACUGUGGGAGACGAUUGAUCAGUUGUACCUGGAGUUCGCCAAGAGGGCGGCGCCCUUCAACAACUGGAUGGAUGGAGCCAUGGAGGAUCUGCAGGACAUGUUCAUCGUGCACAGCAUCGAGGAGAUCCAGAGUCUGAUCACAGCUCACGAUCAGUUCAAGGCCACCCUUCCCGAAGCCGAUAAGGAGCGCAUCGCCGUCAUGGGCAUCCAGAACGAGAUCACCAAGAUCGCCCAGACCUACGGCAUCAAGCUGGUCGGAGUCAACCCCUACACUGUCCUCAGCCCACAGGACAUCACCAACAAAUGGGAGGCAGUGAAGCAGCUGGUUCCCCUCAGAGACCAGAUGCUGCAGGAGGAGGUUGCGAGGCAACAGGCCAACGAGAGGCUGAGGCGCUCCUUCGCCGCUCAGGCCAACAUCAUCGGACCCUGGAUCCAGAACAAGAUGGAGGAGAUCGGUCACGUGUCGGUGGAUAUCGCCGGCUCUCUGGAGGAACAGAUGAAUAAUCUGAAGCAGUACGAGCAGAACAUCAUCAACUACAAAUCCAACAUUGACAAACUGGAGGGAGAUCACCAGCUCAUUCAGGAGGCACUCGUCUUCGACAACAAACACACCAACUACACCAUGGAGCACAUCCGUGUGGGCUGGGAGCAGCUGCUCACCACCAUCGCUCGCACCAUCAACGAGGUGGAGAACCAGAUCCUGACCCGCGACGCCAAGGGCAUCAGCCAGGAGCAGCUCAAUGAGUUCAGAGCCUCCUUCAACCACUUCGACAGGAAGAGAAACGGCAUGAUGGAUCCCGACGAUUUCCGUGCAUGCCUGAUCUCCAUGGGUUAUGAUCUGGGUGAGGUGGAGUUUGCCCGCAUCAUGACGCUGGUGGACCCCAACAACACAGGCGUGGUGACCUUCCAGGCCUUCAUCGACUUCAUGACACGCGAGACCGCUGAAACCGACACUGCUGAACAGGUCAUGGCCUCCUUCAAGAUCCUGGCCUCCGACAAGCCCUACAUCACCAUGGAGGAGCUCCGUCGCGAACUCCCACCCGAGCAGGCCGAGUACUGCAUCAGCCGCAUGACCAAGUACGUCGGCCCCGAGGCGGCUCCUGGAGCCCUGGAUUACAUCUCCUUCUCCAGUGCCCUCUAUGGAGAGAGCGAUUUAUAAACGCUCUGAUUUCUUUUUCUCUUUCUUUCCUCUCAUCUUUCUCCUCUCAUAUUCUCCAAACCCCCAAAUGUAGUAUUCGAUCUACGAGGGAGUUUGUAAUAUCCCUCGUUUCCCCUCUGUCUGCUAGCUUUAACAUCAUAUUUGUACUACAUCCACCGUGUAAAGGACGUGUAAUUGAAGGGGUUUAAUCUCGCCGUCACUCAAUAUUGUGUCCAAUUUUGAUGCCAAAACCUCCUAUAUGCAUCUCAUAUGAUGAGUCUAAAGUCAGCAUGGAGUUAGACCAACCCUAUUUACGUUCCUAAUUUGCAUUUUAUAUAUAUAUAUAUAUAUAUAUAUAUAAAUAUAUAUAUAUAUAUAUAUAUAAAUUCUUCAGUGCAGUUUAGGAUCUUUCAUUGAAAUAUAAUAACUUGUUCCGCCUCUAAUACAACUAUUAGUUGACUUUAUCUAGGCUGGAAACAAUCAGAAAGCUGCAAUCACAAUAUAAAAGUAAAAUGGGUUAUGAACACCAUUUCAUGUAGACUUUAGCACGCUAAGCCAAAUUGUCCCUCUCUGUGCCAAAUAAAACCUUCCAACAUAUUAAAAAAUAUAUUAAAAAGUGUGUUUGUUGAUGCUAAAGAGCGCUUGUGAAGAUGCAUGCUGCGUUUAUUCUGCAGACAGUAAUAUGCGAGAGAGCCCCCCUCUUCGUUAAGUCUGUACUUUUAUUUUAAGACCCCAAAAAGCACUACUGCUGUCCAGUGUCUUCUUAAUAUGAAACUGUGAGAACAACUGAAUAGUCUCUACACAGAACAUGAUGUCUCUGUAUGUUGUUUUGUCAUGUUUACCCCUCAAUAUCGUUUAUGAUGUACGUCUUCACUGUUCGGAGGCAAAUUUUUUAUUUGUUUUCCUUUUAUUUGGAGAGUUUGUGCAAAAAUUAUCAACAAAAGCCAGUAAAUGAAGAUGUAAUGGCAGAGUGUAUGUGUUGUACUGACCGGAAAGGUUUCUGCUAGUCAAAAAGCUAAACAAAAACCAGGUUUGCCUUAAAACCGACUGUAAGCCACAGGUACAUACAAGACAGUCUUUUAAGAGUUUUGUUAUUCACUCCUGUAAUUUAAAGCGUAAUAGUUCACUCAACAUAAUAAAGUUCUGUCACAUUUACUCACCCUUAUGUCAUUGCAAGCCUUUGUGAUAUUCUUUAAGUCGAUAUUCUUUAAGUCUAAAUCCGCUAACCAGGGUCUGUCAAGACUCCAUAUUCUGAUUUGAAAAUAUUCAACAGCUUGCGAAAAACAAACCCUACACAAGAACAAUAGCUAUAUUAGCAUCCAUACCAACGGACAAUAACGUUCAGUUUAUGAUAAGCGCGCGCUUCCUUUAUGUCUUCUUCAGCUUUAAAUGUUCGCGCGCUUUAACACUGGGUGGAAUCUGAUUGGCUGUCAAUGCGUUUUAACGUUCUAAAAAAAGUUUUGAAAACAAAUUGGUCCUCUGUAUGUUAUCCUCAUAGUUGUGGUGGGAACAUCACGACUUUUCACAGAAGGAUUAACGUACAUAAGACUUUAUAGUUAUCUGUGAAGACAAGAAAAACAUUAGUUUUAAAAAACGCGAGUGAAUGAUGACGUUUUUUUAUUUUAGGGUAACUAUUCCUUUAAGAGCAGUGGUGUAAGGAGAUCGAGGGAACACUAUCUGGUUCUUUGAAAGGGAAGUUUGAAUGUUCUGGAAGUUUUGGAAGGAGGCAGAAGGUCCUGAUUACCUUCGUCCUCAGGCAGGCCUUGGCGUUAAGGAUAUGGUCUCUAUUGGCGAUAUUUUAAUUAUUUCCAUCACAGAUGUUGUUUGUUGAUUAUUGUACCAUGAUGUGAUUUCUGGGUAAAGGUAUUUCGCCUCAUUGUGAUCACUCCCUGUCUCCAUUUCCUCGAACGCUUUUCAAACACAGAGUAUUAAAAGUUCAACCGAAAAACCCAGAAUAAAACGUGUCAAUCGUC